Molecule: messenger RNA, 2032 nt
Organism: Centruroides sculpturatus (bark scorpion)
Lineage: Eukaryota; Metazoa; Arthropoda; Arachnida; Scorpiones; Buthidae
Product: monocarboxylate transporter 12-like
Exons: 6
Coding region: 124-1716 (530 amino acids)
Biological process (GO): monocarboxylic acid transport; transmembrane transport
Molecular function (GO): monocarboxylic acid transmembrane transporter activity
Source: RefSeq, a predicted model, not a curated record
ACUCACACUAAUUGCAGCUCAUUCGAUGUCAGUACGGAUUUGAUAUCCAUCGUCUAUUUUUGUCUCCAUCAAAAACUAUAAGUUGUUUUUUCCGACUUUGAAUUUUUUUAUCCCACUGUAUUAAUGGCCAAUAGACCUAUUUCAACGUUCGUUGAACCUCCAGACGGCGGUUGGGGAUGGAUGGUGGUAUUUGCUUCCUUCAGUUGCAGCGUUAUAGUAGAUGGAAUUAUCUUUUCCUCUGGGAUAUUUUUAAUGGAAUUUUCUAUAACAUUCGACGAAAGUAAAGGAAGGACGGCUUGGAUUGGCUCUUUACUUGCAGGUUUUUAUCUUCUAGCAGGACCGGUUGUUAGCGCGUUGGCUAACACUUAUGGUUGUCGUCCUGUUACUAUAGCCGGAAGUAUAUUAUCCUCUAUAGCAUUCAUCCUUUGUUUUUUUGCCGAAACUCUUCUACAUAUCUGCCUUUGUUUCGGUAUAGUGGGAGGCAUUGGUUUUGGAUUCAUCUAUCUUCCCGCCAUCGUAACAGUCGGAUAUUAUUUCGAAACAAAAAGAGCAUUUGCUACAGGUAUUGCAGUAUGUGGUUCGGGAGUGGGUGCCUUUAUAAUGCCUCCACUUGUCAAUUACUUAAACGAAACAUACGGAUGGCGUGGUUCUCUUCUUCUGUUAUCAUCAAUUAUCAUGCAUUGCUGCGUAUUCGGAUCUCUGUUUCGACCUUUAGUGCCGAAUGAAGAUAAUUCUUCCGAAUCGAAAGAAGAUAUACCAAAUUUUGAUAAAUUCUCCAAACGUCAAUCGUCUAAAAGUUCAUUCAAAUUAAGAGCGCCUUACUUGCUUAAUAUAAGAUUGAAACGUUCUUCGGAUGGUAGAGCUACGAGUCUUUCGUUCACACCAGAUAACAGAGACUUAUCGAGAAGACGUCAUUCUAGCGCUUUCCCACCGAGAAGAGAAGAUUUUAUGAGACCAUUUGACCGCCAAGAUGUUCUUUUUAGUGCUAGUGUGAUGCGACUUAGAGAAUAUCGAUCUCAAUCCGAUCUAGAACAGUUCCAUAAAAGCAUUACAAGAAUACCCGAAGCCUGCGAUGCUACAAGUUCCACAGUAAUGACAGAUACAUUCCGACAACUGUUAGACACUUCUUUAUUAAAAAGUCCCACCUUCCUUGUUUUGGCCAUUUCCGGAUUUCUUACUCUUGCUGGAUUCUUCAUACCGUUUGUAUACAUAGUCGAUAGAGCUGUUUUAAUAGGAAUAUCUCCACAGGAUGCUACUUUUUUGUUAUCGGUUAUUGGCAUAACAAACACUGUGGCUAGAGUAUUCUGUGGAUGGAUUUCCGACAAACCUCAAGUCAGUUCUCUGAUAAUUAAUAACUGCGCUUUGACAAUUGGAGGUUUGGCUACGGCACUUAGCCCUUUCUUAAAUACUUAUACCCAUUUAGUCAUCUACGGUGCGAUUUUUGGAUUUUCUAUAGCUUGUUUUGCUGCUCUAAGAUCGGUGAUAACCGUGGAAUUAUUGGGACUGGAAAAAUUAACAAAUGCUUUCGGUUUGAUCCUUUUAUUUCAAGGUGUAGCAACUAUGGUCGGAUCGCCCAUUGCAGGUUGGUUUUUUGAUGUAACCGGAAGCUACGAUACUUCGUUUUAUAUCGCAGGAAGCGUGAUAGCUGUUUCUGGCCUCAUGUGUUUCUUUUUACCGUGUAUUGCUAGAUGGGAGAAAGCAAGGAAUAAUUGUUAGCUUGUAAUAUAGUAUUUUAAGACAAUGGUAGACUUGAAUUCUUCUGCAAUAUUUUGCAGAUAAGUUUGAUAUAUUAUUUACCAAAUUAGAGUUUGUAUGGUGGAUAUACAAAUUUAUUACCUGAAAUUUAAAGGAUAACAUAAGACUAGAAUAAUCAUAAUUGCUUCAGUGGAUGUCCCUAUUACACGUUUACAUUUUGUAUUAUAUGUUUUUAUUCUGAUUUUACAAAAUAUUUUUAUUUAUUACUCAAAAAUAUACGUAUAUUUUAGUUUGUUCUAUUACAGUAUACGCUAUAAAAUGGAUAUGUUAGUUUAUA